AGCCGAGUGUUGUUGUGUGAGCCGAGUGUGAGAGCUGAGUGUGUGAGCCGAGUGUGUGAGCUGAGUGUGUGAGCUGAGUGUGUGAGCUGUGGCAGUAACAAUGCCUUCAGUUCAGUAUCUGAGAGAGUUUAUCAACGAGCGACUAACUGCUGCUGCUGAACAAAUAUUCUUGGAGUUUGAAAAAACGAUCGUCCAGUACGAGGAAGAGAUCGACCGUCAGCGCAGACUGCUGGAUAUCACCUGGAAACCCCAAAUCAAGCUGCACAGGACAGACGUCCCACAGCAGCAUGUCUGUAAGGAGGAGGAGGAGGUUCUCCCUGUGCAGCAGCUCUGGAACCAGGAGAGGAGCUCCAGUCUAGACCAGGAUGAACCAGAACCUCCACAGAUUAAAGAGGAACAGGAGGAACUGUGCAGCAGUCAGGAGGGAGAGCAGCUGGGACUGACGGAGGAGACGGAUACCUUUAUGGUGACCUUUAUUCAUAAGGAAAGUGACCACAGCAAACCAGACCCAGUCAGCUGGGAUCAGCUCCUCUCUCACAGCUCUGAUGUAACUGAAAGACAGUCUCAGCGAAGAAGCAAGACUGUAGAUUCAGGAUCAACUAGAAAUAGAAAAAAAAGUCACAAGAAUGCAGACGAUCCACCUACAUCAGAGAAUCACUCAGACACAAGUAAAAGGGCCUUCAAAUGUGAUGUUUGUGGAAAAGCCUUUAAGCAGAAUUAUGAAAUCAAACGACAUUAUAGAAUCCAUACUGGUGAGAAACCAUAUCCUUGUAAAACAUGCAACAAAAUGUUUGCAUGGAGUGGUGAUUUACUGAAGCACAUGAGAGUUCACACUGGUGAGAAACCAUUUUCUUGUAAAACCUGUUUGAAAAUGUUUGCAAGUACAAGUUCUUUAUCGAGCCACAUGAGGACUCACACGGGAGAGAAGCCAUAUACUUGUAAAGCAUGUGGGAAAAUGUUUGCGUACAGUAGUGAUGUACGGAAGCACAUGAGAAUUCACACUGGUGAGAAGCCAUAUCAUUGUAAAGCAUGCGGGAAAAUGUUUGGUUUUAGUUGUUCAUUGUUGCGCCAUAUGAAAACUCACACAAGUCAGAAGUCCUGCUCUUUCUAGAGGGAAAAUGAUAUCACGGAAGCCAAGGUCUUCCAGUUUAUUACAUGUGAGAUUGAUCUAACCUGUUCCAAAA
Messenger RNA from Oreochromis niloticus (Nile tilapia), 1184 nucleotides. Its product is annotated as zinc finger protein 23. The transcript has 2 exons. The record is from RefSeq and is a predicted model, not a curated record. NCBI's taxonomy places the organism in Eukaryota, Metazoa, Chordata, Actinopteri, Cichliformes, Cichlidae. Gene Ontology annotation, molecular function: DNA-binding transcription factor activity, RNA polymerase II-specific. Gene Ontology annotation, biological process: regulation of transcription by RNA polymerase II. Gene Ontology annotation, cellular component: nucleus. Bases 101 to 1111 code for a protein of 336 amino acids.